Messenger RNA from Cladophialophora psammophila CBS 110553, 1320 nucleotides. RefSeq lists its product as uncharacterized. NCBI's taxonomy places the organism in Eukaryota, Fungi, Ascomycota, Eurotiomycetes, Chaetothyriales, Herpotrichiellaceae. The transcript has a single exon. The record is from RefSeq and is a predicted model, not a curated record. Bases 1 to 1320 code for a protein of 439 amino acids. Gene Ontology annotation, molecular function: peroxiredoxin activity.
AUGUCUUCACCUCAAGUCGCUGAGGACAUCCAUUACCGUGAGGACACUGAUGGUAUUAACGGGUGCGUUGAGAGUCGGCCAAAAAUCCCAGAGCGCAAUGGACAUAGCUCUUCGGUGACGCCAAUUCCUCAAUCCAAAGAGGUGAUGGGAUACCACGAAGCAUUUCGAUUUGGAGGACAUCUCCUUGCAAACAAUGUGGCUCGAGUGGUGGAACAAAAUCCUGGCUUGGGUAGAAGCAUUCUGGACGGCUUCGGUGUCAACAUGGCCACUACUUCCCUCGGGUAUCGCGAAUGGGCCUUGAUCUCGAUCGCCACCCUGACUGCUAUGGGUGACACCAGCGAUCAAUUGAAUGUGUACGUUGAAGGGGCACUAAACCAUGGUGCCACAGUCGAGGAGAUUCUCGACGUAUUCAAGCACGCCAACGCCUUUGUCGGCGCUCCACGAGCGGUCAAUGCCGUACGGAGGACUUGGGAUCAGUUGUCUCAGUCAGGCCCGCGUAACCCAGACGGGUAUACGGAGAAACUAAUUCGGCUCGGUGACCAUGAGACACUUGUUCGAGACACCGGGGCGCCAGGAAUCCCAAUUAUCCUCAUUCAUGCUUUAAGUAUGGAUGGCAGAAUGUGGCGGGAAGUCCUCCCUCUUGUUGCUGCUUCUGGUACUCGCGUCAUCGCUUAUGAUCUUCGCGGUCACGGUUAUGCCCGGGGGGCACCACUCACUCCAAGUCUUGAGCAUCUCUGCUCGGAUUUAGAACUGCUUCUCAACACACUGAACAUAACAUCUGCGGACAUCUACGGUGCUUCAUACGGCGGAGCUGUGGCGCAAUAUUUCGCUCUUGACUAUCCAAGUCGGACACGCUCGCUGGCGGUUCUCGCAACAGCGGGCAAAGCGCCACCCGUCCUGGCAACGAGAGCUACACGUGCGGAGCAGAAUGGCAUGGACUCUUUGGUCGCAGAGUCUAUCAUUCGGUGGUUCCUGCCCGAAACUAUCGCCGAGAAUACAUGGUGUGUGCGGUACGCGAGAGGCUGUGUCCGUCGAGCAAGAGUCGAGGAUUGGGCCGCCGCCUGGAGAGCCAUGUCCCGGCUGGAUUGCUUGGAUAGACUGCAGGAACUGAAAAUUCCCGUGUUGUCACUCUCCGGGAAGCAGGAUUUGUCGUCGACUCCGCCAAUGAUGCAGGCGAUCGUGGAUGCCUGCAAGAAUACUACCGCCGAGUUUCAAAGCAUUGAUCCGGGGACGCACAUGAUGGUUAUGGAGAUGCCAGGCCCUGUUGCUGAAAAAUUGUCAGCGUUUCGGAAGAAAGUUGACGGUUUCGGUAUUGACUAA